Molecule: messenger RNA, 489 nt
Organism: Fusarium graminearum PH-1
Lineage: Eukaryota; Fungi; Ascomycota; Sordariomycetes; Hypocreales; Nectriaceae
Exons: 2
Coding region: 1-489 (162 amino acids)
Source: RefSeq, a predicted model, not a curated record
AUGGCCUCUCUCCAAGGGCGAGAUGAAUCAUCCCCUGAAGUUCAUGAUGAGAAACCUGACAUGACCCCCGAAGAAGAGCUCGCUGAAUCAACACGCCCGAAGGGUCCGAGCGAUGAGGUGGAAGAGAAACUGCAUGGACUUGUCAAGACUCUACUUGGUCAUCUCCAAACCAGGGAAGCGACCAUCUACGAAGGGGCAGAUGCCUAUCGAAAGAACGGUAUCGACUCCGUGGAAAAGAUUAAGCGGCGUUACUUGCAUGAAAAGAAGCAACUUGGAGAAACAUGGAAGAAAGAUGCUGAAAGAUUUGUCCGCGGCUCGCGGUCAAUCAAAGCUGCCCUCGACAAGCGUGGUAAAGCGCAAGAGGAGGCUAGGCACAAAUUGGAGGAGACGCUGGCAAGACGCCGUCAUCUGUUUCAAAAGGCGACAACAAGUUUACGUGCUCUUCAUGGACGAUUGACGGAACAUCGAGAUGAAGUGAAUGAUGAAUGA